AUGGCAUUUGAUGGUACCUGGAAGGUAGACCGGAAUGAAAACUAUGACAAGUUCAUGGAAAAAUUGGGUGUUAAUGUUGUGAAAAGGAAGCUUGCAGCACAUGACAAUUUGAAAGUGAUCAUUACACAAGAAGGAAAUAAAUUCACGAUCAAAGAAACAAGUGCUUUUCGAAGCAUUGAAAUUGUGUUUGAUCUUGGUGUCACUUUUAAUUACUGUAUGGCAGAUGGAACUGAACUCACUGGAACCUGGAAUAUAGAGGGAAACAAACUGGUUGGAAGAUUCACUCGAGUAGACAAUGGGAAAGAGCUGAAUACUGUCAGAGAAAUCAUUGGUGGUGAACUGGUCCACACUUAUUUAUAUGAAGGAGUAGAAGCCAAGAGGAUCUUUAAAAAGGAAUGA
Molecule: messenger RNA, 399 nt
Organism: Chrysochloris asiatica (Cape golden mole)
Lineage: Eukaryota; Metazoa; Chordata; Mammalia; Afrosoricida; Chrysochloridae
Gene: FABP2
Product: fatty acid binding protein 2, intestinal
Exons: 4
Coding region: 1-399 (132 amino acids)
Biological process (GO): fatty acid transport
Cellular component (GO): nucleus; cytosol
Molecular function (GO): fatty acid binding
Source: RefSeq, a predicted model, not a curated record